This is a messenger RNA of Eubalaena glacialis (North Atlantic right whale), 1391 nucleotides long. Its product is annotated as centromere protein U-like. NCBI's taxonomy places the organism in Eukaryota, Metazoa, Chordata, Mammalia, Artiodactyla, Balaenidae. The coding region runs from base 2 to 1171 and encodes 389 amino acids. The transcript is spliced from 3 exons. Gene Ontology annotation, cellular component: nucleus. The record is from RefSeq and is a predicted model, not a curated record.
GAUGGCCCCGCCGCGGCGAGUGAGGGGCUCGGGUCCGAGAUAUUCAAAGAACACUGUAGGAAGAACACAGUCCACGAAAGAUGAAGCUGGCCAAAAGUACAAGCCUACUGAUAUAUUUGAUUUUCCUGAUAAUUCUGGGAUCUCAAGCAUCGGCAGGCUGGGUGAAAAUGAGAAAGAUGAAGAACCCUAUGAAACCUUUGACCCUCCUUUACACAGCACUGCUAUAUAUGCUGAUGAGGAAGAAUUCUCCAAGCACUGUGGGUCAUCUCUCCCCUCAACUCCUCAAGGAAAAGAAGCAAAAAGAAGUUCGGACACUUCUGACGUUGAAGCAAGUGAAAAUGAGUCUGUAAAAAUUAGUGCAAAAAAGCCAGGAAGAAAACUCAAGCCCAUUAGUGAUGAAUCUGAAAGCACUGAAGAAAGUGAUGUAAGAAGAAAAGUUAAACCAGCAGAGAACAUAAGUACACAACGUGAAGCUGUUUCAGCUACAGCAUCUUCAGAACCUUCAGAGAAACCAGCUGAAUCAGUCACGCUUAAAAAGAAAACUCAGAAAAAGAAGAUGUUUCGUGGCAAAAGGAAGAAACCAAGAAGUGAAGCCACACAGCAAGAUACUUCCGACUGUUUACCUAUUUGGUGUUUAAAAGAAAAGAAAACCAGUGACAUCAUGGAGUUAGAUGUCGUUUUGUCUGCAUUUGAGAACAUCCUCCUAGAGUAUAAGCAAAAAACAGACUCUAGAAUUUGUAAGGAAGCCAUCAACAAAUUUCAUUCUAAUUUGAAAGAACUCAUCAAAAUGCUUAAAGAAGUCCAGAUGUUGAAAACUCUGAAAAGGAAGAACACUAAGAUGAUCUCAGAUAUCGAAAAGAAAAGGCAACGUUUGAUUGAAGUCCAGGAUGAACUGCUUCGGUUAGAACCAGAGCUGAAACAACUACAAAUAAAGUAUGAUGACCUUAAGGAGAGAAAAGCUUCCCUUAGGAAUGCAGCAUAUUUCUUGUCUAAUUUAAAACAGCUUCAUCAAGAUUAUUCAGAUAUUCAAGAGAAAGAACCAAAUGUAAAGGAAACGUAUGAUUCGUCCAGCCUUCCAGCUCUGCUAUUCAAAGCAAGACCCCUUUUGGGAGCUGAAAACCAUCUGCAAAAUAUCAACUAUCAAUUAGAGAAGCUCCUUGACCAGAAAUGAGACCAGUCUACUAAAGUGUGCACAUAGAAAGAUUAGUCUCAUGCUACUGCCUGUUACCUUCUGAAACUGUAUGUAUUUUUCCACAAAGGAGAUGGGGGAGAAAACCGCCAAACUUUAUUACUAUUAAUUUGAAUUGAAUAUUCCUUUUAAUUGUUACAGCAACAUUCUCAGGUACAUUUAAAAAAAGUAAACUUGUCUAAUUGUUCAGGCUGGUUGUAUG